Molecule: messenger RNA, 1647 nt
Organism: Alternaria hordeiaustralica
Lineage: Eukaryota; Fungi; Ascomycota; Dothideomycetes; Pleosporales; Pleosporaceae
Exons: 6
Coding region: 1-1647 (548 amino acids)
Source: RefSeq, a predicted model, not a curated record
AUGGGUUCUAACUGGGAGCAGCUUGCUGCCGACAAAAGAAAGCGCAUUGCCGAAUCUAUCCCCUCAGACUGGUUGAUCCGAACACCUCCGAGCGACAACAAUGUGUUUGCAUAUCCAAAAGAAUCAGGCCUCCUUUCUGCAAAAGAAAUCGAGAUUACCGAAUCAGCGGCGACUGAUCUCGUCGCACAAUUGGCACGGGGAAAGCUGAAAUCGGCUGAUGUAACGCUUGCAUUUUGUAAAAGAGCUGCGAUAGCACAACAACUGACGAACUGUGUACAUGAGUUCUUCCCCGAAGAGGCUCUUGCACAGGCCCGUGGUCUCGAUGAGUAUUAUGCUAAGCACAACAAGCCCAUUGGUCCUUUGCAUGGUCUUCCCAUCUCACUGAAAGAUCAACUGCGGAUCAAGGGAAAAGAGACAUCAAUGGGUUACGUCUCUUGGCUAGGAAAGUAUGACGAAGAAGACUCAGUCCUCACGGCACUUCUCCGCAAGGCCGGUGCCGUCUUUUACGUCAAGACAAGUGUCCCGCAAACAUUGAUGGUCUGCGAAACAGUCAACAACAUCAUCGGCAGAACGACAAACCCACGCAACAAGAACUGGUCAUGCGGUGGAAGUUCAGGUGGUGAAGGAGCUAUGAUCGGCAUUCGUGGAGGCGUUAUUGGUGUUGGCACCGACAUUGGCGGCUCCAUCAGAAUUCCAUCGGCUUUCAAUUUCUUAUAUGGCAUUCGUCCGAGUCAUGGGCGUAUGCCGUAUGCGAAGAUGGCGAAUAGUAUGGAGGGACAGGAGACUAUUCACAGUGUCGUUGGACCUAUUGCGCACUCGGCAGCCGACCUGAGGCUCUUCCUAACUUCGGUACUCCAACAAGAGCCUUGGAACUACGACUCUAAAGUCGUCCCAAUGCCUUGGCGAUCUGACCUGGAGGAUGCUGUCAAAGCAAAGCUGGGUUCAUCUGGCCUUACCAUCGGAUACUAUAAUUGUGACGGCAACGUUCUCCCACAUCCUCCGGUACUGCGCGGGAUUGAGCAGGUAGUUGAUGUCUUGAAGCAGAACAAACACAAAGUCGUGCCGUGGACCCCAUACAAGCACGACUUUGCCCAUGAUCUCGCUAAUAAGAUUUAUGGCGCAGAUGGCAGCACGGACGUGAUGAGGGACAUCAAAGCUUCCGGGGAGCCGCCAAUCCCCAACAUCAAAGAACUCCUCAACCCGGAUAUCAAAAAAGCCGACUUGAACGAUGUAUGGGACAUCCAUCUGCAGAAGUGGGACUACCAGAUGCAAUAUCUCUCCAAGUGGCGAGAGGUCGAGGCUGAGCUUGGAUGCGAGCUCGACUGUAUAGUUGGCCCCAUCAGUCCAACAGCUGCCAUCCGACACAACCAGUUCAAGUACUAUGGCUAUGCGUCUGCCAUCAACUUGCUGGACUUUACAAGCGUCGUCGUUCCUGUCACUUUUGCGGAUAGCAAGGUCGAUGGCAAGCGGGCGGAUUACAAGCCGUUGAAUGAGUUGGAUGCAAGUGUUCAGGCGGAAUACGAUCCUGAUGCGUACCACGGCGCUCCGGUUGCUGUUCAGGUGAUUGGGAAGAAGUUGAGCGAGGAGAAGACGUUGGCGAUUGCGGAGGAGAUUGGGAGGUUGUUGGGUAACGCGGUCACGCCUUGA